AUGUGGGGCUCUUUUUUCUCGCGGCUUUCGCCGCAACUGUAUCUGCUGCUACUGAUGUCAUUGAGGCGAGUCUGGACCCAGGAGCACGUUGGAACUGCCCCUUCCACAUUCCCGGUGGCCCCCGAAUGCCCCGAGGCCUGUUGGUGUUCACUAGGAGGCAAGGCCAAUUGCUCCGGACUAGCGCUGCCUGCGGUACCAGAUGGCCUGAGCUGGCGCGUACGCUCACUGCUGCUAGAUCACAAUCGCGUGAGCGCACUGCCUCCAGGCGCGUUCGCCGAUGUGGGCGCGCUGCUAUACUUAGACCUGAGGGAGAACGGGCUUCGGUCGGUGCACGCACGAGCUUUCUGGGGUCUGGGAGUGUUACAAUGGCUGGACCUGAGCACCAACCAGCUGGAAACUCUGUCUCCCGGCACCUUCGCACCGCUGCGCGCGCUGAGUUUCCUUUCCCUAGCGAGUAACCGGCUGGCACUCCUGGAACCUUCCAUCCUGGGCCCGCUCCCAUUACUGCGCGUGCUCAGCCUGCAGGACAAUUCACUGUCUGCGCUCGAGGCGGGUUUGCUGAAUAGCCUGCCUGCACUCGAAGUGUUGCGCUUGCGAGGCAACCCCUGGGCGUGCAGCUGCGCUUUGCGCCCGCUUUGCACCUGGCUGCGCAAGCACCCGCGUCCCGCUUCAGAAACUGAGACCCUGCUCUGCGUGUCUCCAAGACGCCAGACGCUCAGCCUGCUGACAGCCUUUCCGGACGCCGCCUUCAGACACUGCGCUCAGUCACUCUCAGCGCGAGACCUGGCGGUGGUCUACGCUCUCGGGCCGGUCUCUUUCCUUGCUAGCCUGGGCAUCUGCCUGGCACUGGGCUCCGUGCUCACUGCCUGUGGUGCACGGCGCCGCCACCGCCGCCGCACCAGGGUGCGCCUCUUACUAAGGAGACAGCCAGACCCCGAGGGCCCAGCCUCCCUGGAGACCACUGGGAGCCCCGCAGCUGCACCUACCCAAGCCUAAAUGGGCUGCGGUUGUUUCCAGCGCUCCCGCAGUGCUCCGCACUUUGAAAACUCCCCAAAUCCCUGAUCCUCCCUUCACCCUUCCUGUAGGCGUCAACAAUAGACACAACCCGGAAAU
This is a messenger RNA of Psammomys obesus (fat sand rat), 1113 nucleotides long. It is a transcript of the gene Lrrc26, whose product is annotated as leucine rich repeat containing 26. Gene Ontology annotation, cellular component: voltage-gated potassium channel complex. The transcript has 2 exons. Gene Ontology annotation, molecular function: potassium channel activator activity; voltage-gated potassium channel activity; transmembrane transporter binding. The record is from RefSeq and is a predicted model, not a curated record. Lineage: Eukaryota; Metazoa; Chordata; Mammalia; Rodentia; Muridae. Bases 1 to 996 code for a protein of 331 amino acids.